This is a messenger RNA of Fundulus heteroclitus (mummichog), 1043 nucleotides long. It is a transcript of the gene fibina, whose product is annotated as fin bud initiation factor a. The coding region runs from base 56 to 682 and encodes 208 amino acids. Lineage: Eukaryota; Metazoa; Chordata; Actinopteri; Cyprinodontiformes; Fundulidae. The record is from RefSeq and is a predicted model, not a curated record. The transcript has a single exon.
CGUAUCCGGCUGCCAGUCCAGAUGCGGCUUGCUAAAGAGGCAGAGAAGGUGCAGGAUGGAUCCCGUCCCGCUGCUGCUCAUCCUGCUCUCAUCCUGGUCCCUGUCCUCCGCGGUCUACGACGGGCCCCUCCAGCCGGAGAUCUCCAACGGCACCUUCCACCACUUCUUCGUGCCGGACGGGGAUUACGAGGAGACGGUGGACCCGGAGCAAUGCCAGAUGCUGUUCAAGUUCUCCGACGUGGUGCCGUGCGCGGCCGCGGAGGAGAGCGACGGCGCGGUGCGCGACGACUUCAUCGUCGCCAAGCUGCAGGCGGAGGACGCGGCGCGGCUGCUGGAGGGCAUCGGCCGCGCCGUGGCGCACGACCUGGACGGAGAGGUCAGCUACGGGAAGUUCCUCCAGAAGGAGAUCUCCCAGAUCGGCGAGGCCUUCUCCGGCGUGGACAAGUCGCUGGUGGAGCUGGAGGUGAAGUUUAAGCAAAGUCAGGAGACGGAGCUGAAGGAUGAAGAGCAGCUGAACGGCUACGUGCUGAAGCAAGCGAGCGACAUCAGAGGCGCCCUGAGGGAGACCACCGACAUCUCUCAGGGACUCAGAGACAGACAUGAGCUGCUGUCUCUCAUCGUGCGCAGCCACGGCACCAGACUGAGCCGCCUGAAGACCGAGUUCCUCCAUGUGGGCUCAUAGUCGCUUGUUUGUGAGUGGAUGAGUAAUAUAACAAAGAGUCCCCGGUUCAUCAAACAACUGGAAAGUUUAUUGUGGUUUAUGAAUAAGCCUCUGAAGUAUUUCGCUCUGACCUUUUGGUUGCUCCCGUUCCUCGGAGCCAUGCAGGGAGCUGUAACAAAAAUAUCAACACAUUCCUGUGAGUCAGGAAGGGGUGGGGGGGGGGGGGGUUAAGCAAGAAUAAAUUAGGGCUGUGCCGCCGCUGAAGGGGGGUUUAUUCAGUCAGUGGGAUUCAAUCUAGUCUUCUAAAAUUAGUUUAAGGAUGUCAGUCUGUCCUGUGUGAACAUUGUUGGUAGUUCAUUGAAUAAAUAUCUAUUUCAUAACA